Molecule: messenger RNA, 4593 nt
Organism: Numida meleagris (helmeted guineafowl)
Lineage: Eukaryota; Metazoa; Chordata; Aves; Galliformes; Numididae
Gene: ILRUN
Product: chromosome 25 C6orf106 homolog
Exons: 5
Coding region: 77-952 (291 amino acids)
Biological process (GO): macroautophagy
Cellular component (GO): phagophore assembly site
Molecular function (GO): ubiquitin binding
Source: RefSeq, a predicted model, not a curated record
CCCCUCGCCCCCAUGCGGCGCUGAGGCGGCGGCGGUGGCAGCGGGGCGGCCCCGGGGCGGCGGGGCCCGCGUCGCCAUGGAGGGCAUGGACGUGGAUUUAGACGCGGAGCUGAUGCAGAAGUUCAGCUGCUUGGGUACUACCGACAAGGACGUGCUGAUCGGCGAGUUCCAGCGGCUCCUCGGCUUCCAGCUCAGCCCGGCCGGCUGCGCCUUCUUCCUCGACAUGACCAACUGGAAUCUACAAGCCGCCAUUGGAGCCUAUUAUGAUUUUGAGAGUCCAAACAUCAACGUACCCUCCAUGUCCUUUGUUGAAGAUGUCACCAUAGGUGAAGGAGAGUCCAUCCCUCCUGACACCCAGUUUACAAAAACAUGGAGGAUACAAAACACAGGGACAGAGGUAUGGCCUCCAGGAGUUUGUCUGAAGUACGUUGGGGGAGACCAGUUCGGCCAUGUAAACAUGGUAAUGGUCAGGUCCCUGGAGCCCCAGGAGAUUGCAGAUGUCAGCGUUCAGAUGUGCAGCCCCAGCACAGCAGGAAUGUAUCAGGGACAGUGGCGAAUGUGCACUGCCACAGGACUGUAUUAUGGAGAUGUCAUCUGGGUGAUCCUCAGUGUGGAAGUUGGAGGACUUCUAGGAGUAACACAGCAGCUGUCAUCCUUUGAAACGGAGUUCAACACGCAACCGCACCGCAAGGUAGAAGGAAACUUUAACCCAUUCGCCUCUCCACAGAAGAACAGGCAACCAGAUGAAAACAACCUAAAAGACCCUGGGGGUUCUGAGCUAGGCACAAUCAGCAAAAACACGUGGGGGCCUGCUCCUGACCAAAUUGAACAAGAUCAGAAUGGACUGUCACAAAACUCUGUAAAUCUCUCCCCCAGCAGUCACUCGAACAACUUGUCGGUAGUGACAUACAGUAAGGGUUUCCACGGUCCUUAUCCCUUCGGACAGUCUUAAAACACAAACACAAAAAAACGGGUAUCGACAAGAGGAGAAUUUAACAAAGAACUGACUUUUGGGGGGAAGGGAGGGGGAUUCAUGUGGCAAACAGACACAGCGUGGACCCCCCUCCUCUGCCUCCAUGUUCUGGAUAAAGAAGAAAAUAAAAUCAAAAUCCCAAUAACUUAAGACUAGCUGUUUCCGGAGGAAAAAAAUCUAAGUAUGCAUGUGUGAAUGCUGAAUUUCAGGAGUGUUGUUUAAUGCUACGAGAAGGAAACUAUACCAACACCAUGAUUUUUUUUUUCUUUUCAGAAGUCAUUCUCACACAGAAUUAGGUAGCUUAAAAAGUUUAAAAAAAAGAAAUGGAAAAGCCAUCUUUUAAAAAAAUUCUGCCUACAGAGCGGUUGUAGUUUGAGCAAAUGUUUAAUUUGUUUCUUUCCUGUUCAUAUUUUUUUAAAGAAGGGACAGCGUGCAUUUUUGUGGAACUGUCACGUUUUGCUUGUUACCCAAUGGACAUUUGCUUCGCAUCUUCUGGGGGUUUGUGCAGUGACUUCUUUGUGUUGGCUGUGUUUUAAUGGCAGGCUGGGGCUGUACCCAGCUCAGCGUUUUUAAUUUCACCUUCUGAUUUUAUUUACCCACUUCUUAAUCUUAAUUCUCUUUUUGUGUGUGUCUUUAUUUUUUCCUUCUGGUUUGAGUGUUGCUGUUAGUUGCCCUGCUGAAGACCAGGUCUCAGCAUCACAGCUGAAGAGAGAGACUCUGGGACUGGGGUAGGAUAAGAUGAGGGCUCCUUUCCCUUCCUCUUGUACAUGAAGUGCUCGUAUACACGACCAUAUUAAUAAGAAACAGACUUACUCAAGUUCCAGAGCUGUCCUACGUGGUUAGCAUUUUAAAAUACUAUUUUUUGUUAACUCUUGAUGUACAAUAGCUGUGCCUAGAGCAACCAAGCGAGUGUAUCGGUCUUGUGCCAAGAGGAAACUAUUUUUCUGUAGCUGUAAUUCACUUGAUGAUAGUCGCAGAGCUUUGCAAGUCACGUCCUCAUAGUUCUGAAUCUCCCAUCUCUCUCAUACAAUGUAAGUUUGAAUUCCUUUCUCCUGUUAUAAAGCGUUAGCUUAGAGGCUAAUUCUUUGCAUUUUUGAAUGUAGAGCAAGAGUUAGAAUCAGCAGCUGGAUUCCACUCUGUCGCCUUGUAUUCAUUCGCCUUUAUCAUCCUGGCUCGUGUAGCUUUGAGGCUCUCACCUUUCCAAUGGGCUCUCCAGGGCUUGUUGCUAGAGGAAGGAGGACUUGUUCCUCUAGAGAUACGGGUUGCUCUGUUGUUCCUCCAAUGUAUCUUCAUGCAGUUAUUGACUGGAAAGCCCAGCGUGAAGGGAGAGUGGCCUUGUGGGGUCCUAAGGGACUGUGUCCCCACAGAUCCUUCUGCAGGGGCACUGACUUAGCAGGAAACCUGAAGGCCAGAAGAGCCAUCUGCCAAAGAGACAAUGAUAUGCAAAUACCCCACAACCUUCUUCCGAAUCUUUCUGGUGCAGACUCCUUUCAGAGCAGAGCGCAGGCUUGCUGCAUGGUGUGUGGCAUUUUCUUGAUUUGUUUUGAAUGGGGGAUCAGUUCGUAUUGCAGCUACCAAUUAGUGCAGGCAGGUGCUUCUUGUGGAGGACUGCAGGUCUCCUCUGAAUCCAGCAGAGGAAGAACUGGACCUUUGGGAGCACAUGUGCUUUGGUGAACAGACCUGGGUCUAUCUCAGCAGCUUGCUAGAGCUGGGUAAGUGGUACAGAUCCAGACUGAACUGCUCUGGAAUGUACCCAUGAAGGCGGUGCUGCGCUGCGUGGUGCUGCUGCGGUGUUUUGUUCGUGUCCUGUUACAUCCUUCUGCCCCGAUUGAGUUGUGUUCUCGUAGCAUUCAGUCUAGGGAGUAGUUUGCAUUGCGGCAUUGUAGCUUGGGCAAGUGGAUUCUUCCUCUGCUCCUUCCUUUCCGAGCAGGUGGUAAAUGUGCCAAGCUCUGAAGGCAUGAACUUGACCAUCACAUCUCUUGCAGUACUGCCACUGCCCUUCUGAAAGCAUCUAAAACACUGGAGGCUGCUGUUUGUCCAGAUGACGAGGUGAUUCCUUAUCUUUAUUAGCUCCCUUUGUCAGCUGUGUAGUGGAAGGGGGCAGGGGAAGGAAAUAAGACCUCGGUGUGCACUGCAGCUGGUGCUGCAACCUUUGCCUUGCGUCAGCUGGGAGACCCUUGAGCCUCAUACCCCCACUUCAGCUUUCUGCUCCUGGGCACGUAUGCUCUUCCUGUAGGGAAUGGCUGCCACGCUUGUGUUCCUGUGCUGCUCCUGCUAAGAAUGAAUCUUCCUUUUCUUGAAGAAAAAAAAAAAACGAAAAGCUUGCAUGGUGCACCCCAAGUAGUCCUGUGCUUUCCCACUCAGAAGGCAUCCUUGUUCGGCGCAGGUCUGGGUUCUCCCUCCUCGUGAGUGUGUUCAAUCCGCAGUGUCCUUGUGGCAGGAGCUGCUUCCUGCAGGGUGUGGAGGAAGGCAGGGCCAGAGCCUCGUGCUGCUGCAACCUGCAGCCUCGUGCUGCUCCCGUUACAGCUGUUCCCCGGGGAGCUGAGUGUAAGCACUCAUCUGUGGGAACGAUCUCUCUGAAAAUGAUGGUGCAGAGCUCCAGGUGCUUUGAGAGUCGGGGCUGUAACCCUUGCUAUGACAGUGGGAGAAUGUUUAAAUUAGCGGUUGCUCUACCUCUGGGUUUUUCCUCUUGUGAAAACUGUUUCUCUGAGGCUGAGGGUGGUUUUAUCUCCUCUGGUUUCUUGAAACGUAGUGGUACAGCCAGCCCUCAAACUGCUCGUGCUGUCAGGUUUCCAGAUCUUAAAUAGAGAGGUCUGAGUUGUUCAGGUGUCAUCGGGGCACUGGGAUCCGUAUUGAUUUCUAUAGGGCUGACGCAGCCAAACUCGUGGGGACUUUAACAUCAGAUAGGUGAAACCGAAGGCAUGACUUCUCAGGAUUGCUCUGCAGUUAGCAUGCAGUGUGUGCGGGCUCAGAGGAGCCAGGCCAGGGGGGUUAAGCACGCAGAACUCAGGCUUGUGAGAAAUAGGAGGAAACCAUCGCUAGGUUGAGAGGCUGCAUCGCCCCAAUGGGGUUGGUACCCCCUGGUGCAGGAGGGUGCGGUGACAGAGGCUGCAACUGGCUCUGGUCUCUGAUUAACGCCCAUCUGUCCUGAGAAGGAGAAAGAGAUCUUCCUCACCCACUGCCCUUCCGAAAAGAAAAACCGAUGCCAUACAUCUCUGGUGUCUAAAGUUGGAUCCCCGUGCCAAGCGUGAGUCCAGGCACCCUCACUCAGCCCAGGAAAGUCAGAGCACGGAGCAGGUGGGAGUUAAACCCCACGCUGUUAGAGCCACGCUGGGGGGUGGGCUGGGAUCUGCUGCAGCACAGGGACGUGGCUGCGUGGGCUGGAGAGCAGCCGGGGUCUGCAGGGCUGGGAAAUGCACGCUGUCCCGUGUCUGGGUUUCUGUUGUGUGUUUAAUUUUUUUUCUUGUGUGAGUGAGUGGGUGGUUCUGCAGCCUGUCUAUUCUCUCUGGGGGGAGUGCAUGUGUAGAACAGGAUGGUGUGUUGCCUCGAGUCUGGGAGGAGUCCUAUGAUAGCACACUGGGGGUAAAAAAAAAAAAUAAAAAAUAAAAAGGAAGCUUUUU